Nicotiana tabacum (common tobacco) is the source of this 1921-nucleotide messenger RNA. RefSeq lists its product as uncharacterized. NCBI's taxonomy places the organism in Eukaryota, Viridiplantae, Streptophyta, Magnoliopsida, Solanales, Solanaceae. The record is from RefSeq and is a predicted model, not a curated record.
ACAUUUCUCAUCCACAAAUCCUCAUCCUUAUUCUGCUUUUCGCUAUCAUUUUCUCCUUUGACUUCUCCAUUAAUGCUACUUUUCAUUGUACUGGAGCUAUGUAAUUACGAUCUAUGUCGUUGUUUCCAAUUCCAAGUUCAUUUACAGCUUUACACUUCUAGAUUGGGCCUUUCGUAGGAUGCGAACCAGCAACAGGAUCUUCUGACUGGGAAGACUGCAAAAUAUAGAUGGCAGAACUCGUGGCCUUUCCAUCAAGUUCUAGGCUGCUGGUCAAAGGAAAUUUCUCAGAGCAGCUCUCUGUGUCUAAAAGCUUAGCUAUGUUGAUACACAGGGGAUUUUGCUUUGGAAAUUGUGGAGUAUCUCGCUUGCCUUCAUCAAAUAUAUCAAAGCUCAUUACUCCUAGCUUAACAAAACUGGAGAGCAGACCAAACAUGCAUAGUUGGAAGAGGGGUUUUAGCGUCGCUUCUCUUGUUAAUGCUGAUGCAGCAAUAACUUCUGAAUUGGUUCCUGCCAUUGAUCAAAUGCUUCUGAUGACUAGUAUUUUUCUUACAUAUCUAGCUGGUGUAAUACCUUCAAAUACUAGAGAACAGAUCCAAAGCAAAAAUGUGGACAGUGAUGGGACUUCCUCUUAUGGUAGGAGAAAGGACAAUGACAUUAACACAAAAUUUGCCUGGGAUGUAGUGAAAGGAAAACUCCUGAGUUCUCUGUCUUCUGCAAAAGAAGAAUUGGACUUUGGUGCUGCACCUGUUGAAUUCGAACAAAACCGUAGAAGACAGCCUUCAAAUUUAUAUGCUCUUGCCGAGGGUCCAAGGUUGAGGUUACUUUGGGCAUCUUUUCAGUUACUCAAGAAAGAGGUUGAUUGUAUUUCCGCGAAUGCUGCUACCUUAAGCAAGGGAAAUUUCUUGGCCAUUUAUAAUGAUGUCAUUAAGAACUCAUGUCAGCCUUUAUGUGUAACUUGGCUGGAAGAGGAACUGCUUCUAAAAAGUAACAAAACCAACAAGGAAUGUCUCUCCAUUGUGAUUGAUAAGUUAGAUGGACAUGGUAAUGUCCUGAUGAAUAUAAAAAAGUCAGGGAAGGAGGAUCUGUAUGCAGAACUGAUUUGUUUUCUUAGAUUUGGUUUUAUCAGGAAGGAUGACCUUUAUGAUAACAGCUUGUUUAUGGAGCAUGGGGUCUCUAUACUGGAGGAUCUGGUGAUUAUGUUGGCAGAUGGGAUUGCAAGUAUGUAUUUGGGCCUUAUUUCUGUUGAUAGUAGCAUGUCAAAUGAAAUGAACAACCUUGGUUUGAGUUUAUGUACAAUGUCAACCAGAGCACUUCAGAAGUUACGCAACGAGGUUGCUCUCAAUCAGUGGUUGCAUCAGAACAUGGAAGUAGUUGUCUCCAUGUAUGAAGAUCGGUUUGACUUGUGCACAUUUCAAUACCAACUUGUUGAGGAAUCUAGCAAGGACAAGGAUCAAACUAUUAAUUGGUGGAAGAAGCUUAAUGUAAUAAGUUCUAGACCAGUGUCACGUCAAUUGAAUGUUCUUGUGAUCGACCAUAUAUCUGUGCCUGUUAAGCGGACCAAGGAACUAAGGGCUUUGACUGGGUGGAGAUACUACUACAGUCUUUUCCUUGAAUUGGCUGAUAUUGCAAUGCCAUUGAUGAGAACUGUUAUCGCUAAGGUGAGUGAUGCAAUCUCAUUCUUUCUGGUUUGUUUGAUAGGGAGAUCAUUGGGGCUUAUUUACACUGGGAUAAGACAAUCCCUGCGGUGGAAGAACUAGGCACUGGCCAGUCUCCUUUUUGUGUUUGCUACAAAAUUUUCCCGAUGCAUUAUCUUAAACAUGUAUUGACAAAGAAUACAGUAUUACUGAGAUCUGUAGCUGGGAUUCUUCAGUUUUUUUCUCAAUAGUUGAAGGGAAGUCCUACAAGGUACUGUUCUAUCUCU